AUGGACCCCCCAGAACCACAACCCGACAAGCAACCCAAACCAGGCAAAUUCCGCUUCAAAUCGUCAAAAGCCAAGUGCAGUUCGCGACGAGACGAAUCCAGCUCCUCCCACCACCAUCACAGACACACCUCCCACCGCCACCGAUCCAGACGCCAUCAUCGCCGGCGCUCGGCUUCCCCCGACCACGAACAGCAACCAGGCCUCAACGCCGACGCAGCCUUCCGGGAAUCUCUGUUCGAUGCGCUGGGCGACGACGAAGGCGCCGCGUAUUGGGAAUCGGUGUAUGGACAGCCGAUUCAUAAUUAUGCGGUGCCGAAUGUACCCAGGGGCCCUAAUGGGGAGCUGGAGCAGAUGGAUGAGGAGGAAUAUGCCAGUUAUGUGCGGACGAAGAUGUGGGAGCGCACCAGGGAGGGGAUGCUUGCUGAGCAGGAGCGGUUGAGGGCGGAGAAGGCGAGGCAGAAGAGACGGGAGGAGAGGAGGGAGGAGGAUGUUCGAGAGAAGAUGCGGUUUGAGAGAGCGAUGGAGGAGAGCUUGCGGCGGGGGAAGGAGAGACGGAGGGUUAAGGCUUGGGGGCGCAUUUGGGAGGAGUAUGUCCGGUCCUGGGGGGAGGUUGAUCGGACGGUUGAGCAGGUUAGGGAUACUGGCGGUGGUGGUGGUGGCGGGGAGGGGACUAGGCUGAGGAAUUUGAUCUUCUGGCCGGUUGAGUCCGGGAAGAGAGCGGAUGUAAGUAGGGAGACGGUUGAGGAGUUUAUGCGCCAUGCACCGGGGGAGGAUCUGUUGGCGGUUUUGAAGGCUGAGCGGGUGAGAUGGCAUCCCGAUAAGAUUCAGCAUCGGUACGGGGCUUUGGGCAUUGACGAGGUGGUUAUGCGCAGUGUUACUGAGGUUUUUCAGAUCAUUGAUCGUCUAUGGAGUGAGGUGAAGGAAAAGCAGUCGUGA
Molecule: messenger RNA, 936 nt
Organism: Aspergillus bombycis
Lineage: Eukaryota; Fungi; Ascomycota; Eurotiomycetes; Eurotiales; Aspergillaceae
Exons: 1
Coding region: 1-936 (311 amino acids)
Biological process (GO): canonical NF-kappaB signal transduction
Source: RefSeq, a predicted model, not a curated record